This is a messenger RNA of Carcharodon carcharias (great white shark), 4625 nucleotides long. RefSeq lists its product as uncharacterized. Gene Ontology annotation, molecular function: G protein-coupled receptor activity. Gene Ontology annotation, cellular component: membrane. Gene Ontology annotation, biological process: adenylate cyclase-activating G protein-coupled receptor signaling pathway; cell surface receptor signaling pathway. Bases 42 to 4625 code for a protein of 1527 amino acids. NCBI's taxonomy places the organism in Eukaryota, Metazoa, Chordata, Chondrichthyes, Lamniformes, Lamnidae. The record is from RefSeq and is a predicted model, not a curated record. The transcript has 34 exons.
CUUAAUUGUAAAACAAAGAGCCUUUGCCGGCAGGAAGAAACAUGUGUGGAGCGAUGACAAGAGUUGGAGUUUGGCUCUUCGCACUCCUGGUGUGUAAUUUGGACGAAACUCAUUCACGGGCUUUCAGUAAUUCGUCAAUCUUUCAAUCAUCAUACUACAUUUAUGAAUAUAUAAAUACACCAUUAAAAUGGGAGCAUGCGUCCAAAUAUUGUGAGCUACGCUUUGGCAGUCUGCCUGAUGUUGGUAAUGUUGAAGACAAGAGUAUUAUGUUGGAUCUGUUAGCUACCCAAGGGGUUAAUCAGCAAGUAUGGAUAAAUGGAAAACUGAAUGAGGCAUCAGAAAGGGAAGGUAUAACUGUGGGAAAGAACGUGAAGACAAGUGAGCUAGAGUAUUCUACCCAAUUCUUGACACCACAAUUUAAGAAAGAUCCCAAGGCCUUGAAGGUGAUGCAGAAGAUACACAACAGAAUUAAACAAAGGAUGAGGGAUCUGUUAUACGGAGAGCUAAGAGAAAUUAGAAUUGUUCUUGGAGCACAGCAGGUUGGUGUAGACAAGUUCAGAGCGCUGGUAUUCCUGAACAAAACAGAUACCAAGCAUGCCAAAGUUCUCAACGUGCUGCCCCCUUUGCCUGCUGUUACAGUCUGCAUGCGAGUUCAGUGGGAUAACCAAUCUUCUGGCAUUGCCACAGUGUUUUCCUAUGCUGUUCCAGUGUUUAUCAAUGAAUUUCAGCUACGUGGCCGCAUUGACGAUAUUGGAUUCAUUCAGCUGGCCCUGAUAGUUCAUGGACAUCACACGCCUUACAAAUCGGUGCUAAAGAGUGACGAACAGUGGCAUCACGUUUGUGUAACAUGGCAAAAGGAAAAUGGUGCUUGGUCUAUUUAUGCAGAUGGGAUAAAGGUGAGUUCAGGUGACGGCUGCUACAGUUCUCAAACUAUUGCCGGAAAUGGGAUAUUUAUUAUCGGUCAAGAUCAAGACUCAUUAGGAGGUACAUUCAAACAAAAUGAGGCUUUUAGUGGCAAAAUCACAGACUUGAACGUUUGGACCCAUGUGCUCGAUGCGAAACAGAUUACAGCAGUCAAGAUGUGCUCAUUCUCUCAGCAAAACCUCAUUUCCAAGUGGAACUUGGCUAGUUUGGAAAUUGAACCCACAGUGCAAAUUAUGGAAGUUCAGUUCAAUUGCUCAGCAUUGAAAGUUCCUUCGGCUCAGUGUCAGACGUUUGACCCCAUCUCUGGAUUUAAAAGUCGAUUUGGCUGCGAGAAUCCACUGUCAUUCCUCUGCCAGUUGAAAAAAGAUACAUACUUGAAGUUGAAUAAGUUUGGCUCAGAUUCAAGAAGCUUAUUCAAGACUAAAUUGAACGAAUUUUCUAACAAUACAAUGACCCAUGGUUACAACCUGAACAUGUUAUCCUCGGCACCUAAGCAGCCCACCGUUAACCCUUUCAUGUAUAAACAUCUGCCAAAUCCGUAUCCUCAUUUAGUUAUAGCUCCCAAGUCCAUUGACCUAGGUGGGGGGAAUGGUGAGACAUUGGCAUACCUCAUCACAGAGCAGCUGAAAGCUGUAGCUAGAGAGGUACAAUUAAAAUUGUCCAGUAAAGAGAAGAGAAGUGAACUGAUCCAGUUGUUGGUAGAACAUUUGGAUCUCUCAUAUCUAACAGAACUGUUGGAUGUAAAGCUCAACCACGACUCCAAAUCCCCUCCCGUGGCCAAAUUCGAUCUGGGAAAGCUCAGAAUUCAGCUAGAAUUUCAGGAGAGGGACAAAGAGCACAGAAACCUGGCAUCAAAGUUUUUUGGCUUGCACUCGCCAGGGCAGCUGUGCAAGCUCCAGAACAUUUUCAGUUUGAUCAAUGCUGAAAUUGCUUUCAAUACAGAAGUGAUAAUGUUUGAAAUUUCUAACAGUGAAAGAGAUUUUCUCUAUAAUUCGCACCUUAUUCUCUUGCUGUCGUGGAUUCUCCUGACCGACCACUGUAACUUUGCUCGAAGAUUAUUGCACCUAUCCAGUUUCUCUUCUGAUCUUCCGCUGAUGUUACAACAACCGUCUGGGAGAGCCCCUGAAGGAACGUACCAGUACAUAGAUAUUAGAGUGUCCUUUCGCAGUAGAGACACCAAUCUGAAGCAGGAUUCGUACCAUCAAUGGAACCAUGGCAAGAAAGCGAAGAAAAACUUGGUAGCAGAAGAGAUUUACCAACCUACUGUAGGAGGCGGCAAACUGGAAAGAUGCCUGUACCCGGUUACUGAGUACAUGUCUUUGAGCAGUGCAAAACUUGUCCCCGAUAUUUCUGAAGCUGAGACUCUACUGGAGACAGUACAACAUGUUCUGAGCAUAGAAAAUGCCACUUUGCAACCAGCUGACAUGCUAAGUAUUAUACGUUUGCUGCAAAAUGUCGCCAACAUGGAACCACAAGUAAAUGACACCAGAGAGGCACUGGAGAAUAUAAGCCGAAGCUUCAUAGAUGUAGCUGGUGAGGUUCUUGAUCAGCACAAUGCGGAAGGGUGGACUGAAAUUAAUGAGAUUGUUCAGGGUCCAAUGGCAGUAGUUUAUGGUGUUGACAGAAUGGUGCAAAACCUGAACAAACUGCUUACUUCUGACCAAGAAAAUAUAGUCAUUAGAAGUAAAAACAUCCAACUUGAAAUCAGACAUAAGCUGCUCAGCAGUUUUACAAAUGGCAGUGACGUCUAUAUGAGUGAUAUAAACAACAAAUCAGCUGACCAAAUAGGACUUCCUAAAGAAGCAAUUGAAAGACUCCAACAAAGAGGGAAGUUGCCUCCUGUCAUGAGAACUUCAGUGUGUGUAAAUGAUAUUCUGCAGGAAUUAAGUGUUGAAUGGGUUUGGACUUCAGGUUCAGAGCAGAAAAAGUUUGACGAUUGUCAGAUAAUUAGGUCAAAACUUGCCACAAUAUUUUGGGAACCUCACCAUGAUACUCGUUUAGCAACAGCUACACUUGUGAACACCUGGUAUGGCACGCUUUACAGCUUGCUAGGCAAUGGCACAUGGGACACUAAUGGUUUGUUGGAAACAGUUUUUGAUGAAGGAUUUAAACAUGUAGGAACUCAGGUUGCAUCAGCAAUUAUUUCAUCAACUGUGUUUCAAGGGGGCCAGCCAGUCAGCACACCUACACAGUACACACUGCAACACAGAGUAAAGACUGUUCCCUCUCUUGUUGUUGAUUCAAUCUGUGUCUUCUGGAAUUUUAGUUUGAGGCCAGAAAAAGGCGGAGGCUGGUCUACAGAUGGGUGCAGAGUAGUAAAACCUGAGCUUGAAUCAACAACCUGUUUUUGCAAGCACACUACAAACUUUGCUUUGCUUUUCCAACUUUAUGAAGUGAAGAGAAGCUCUCAUGAAGAAGCUGUCCUUAUGAAUUUAACAUUGAUCGGCUGCACUAUAUCUCUCUGUGCAUUGGUGAUCACACUGAUUCUAUUCUCAGUGGUGGGUGUCCCAAAAUCAGAUCGAACCACAGUGCACAAAAACCUCAUCUGUGCUCUGGUUGCAGCAGAGGCUCUACUUAUAGCAAGUGACUCAGCAAAAACAAACCAGGUGGCAUGUUCUGUCGUAACAGCUAUGCUGCAUUUGUUCUUCAUGGCUGCUUUUGCCUGGAUGCUGGUAGAAGGAAUACUUCUCUGGAGUAAGGUUGUCACUGUCAAUAUCAGCGAAGAGAGGAGAAUGAAGUACUACUAUCUGAUUGGUUGGGGAUUCCCAGUUUUUAUUGUGGCCAUCACCCUAGCAACUGCCGGCGACAAAUACAUAGCAGACAAUCACUGUUGGCUGAACGUUCAGAGUGAGAUCAUCUGGACCUUUGUUGGGCCUGUCCUUUUUACUUUAACAGUCAAUACAUUUGUGCUUUGUCGUGUGGUGGUGAUCACAAUUGCGAGUUCGCAACGACGCUCCAUGAUGCUGGCAUCAGACAGUGGCCUGGCCAAGCGGGUUUCAUCUCAGAUAUGGGCAGCUAUCAAGCCAGUGGUGAUCCUUCUGCCAGUCUUGGGUCUGACCUGGUUUUGUGGGGUUUUGGUCCAUCUCAAUAUUGCUCUUGCUUAUAUCUUUGUUGUGCUGAAUUCCUUCCAGGGGCUAUAUAUAUUCUUGGUGUAUGCUGUUUACAACAGUGAGGUGAGAAAUGCCAUUAAAAGAAUGAAAGAACAGAGAAAAGCUUUGUCUUUCACAAACUGCACAAGCUCAAGACCGUCAAGUUGUCUAGCUAGUCCAAAGAUGACCACCCCACUGGAUGUUGGAAAACGUAUUUCUGCACCUGAUAAGGGUACUUCAAAGCCAUCAACCAAUAAAUCAGCUUUCAAUGAAGGGAAAGCUGCAAUUUUCAAUGGGGAAAUUGGAGCAGAAGGUACAAUGUGUUUCUCAGCAAGCUUAACUCCUGACAAAACAGAGGUUCAGCUGACAGCAUUCAGAGUAUCAGAACCGGCUGAUGACCAGGACAUUGGCAAAAGAGCUGAAAUAAAGAUUUUGAGACCACUGCACUAUCUAGUUCCUUCCAGUCCAGUAGUGCCGGGAAGGAUCACUAGGUACAGACUCUUUCCACACCAUACAGCAGACUAUCAGCUCUGGCGGCUCAUCACUACCUCUUCAAGGGAACAAAGAAAUGGCAAACCAGCCAAUCAUGAUGCAUCCCAUAAUAAUGCUUGA